GGCAACCAUAGCAACAAUAACUGUUUGUUUAUACAUGUGAUUACGUUCAAACUUUUGCGGUUAAAUUAAUCAAUUUGUCGAUUUUUUUUAACCAUAUGAACCGGUUGUUGGAAUAAGUAAACAAUUAAUAAAACAAAUUAUUUUAAUUGUCGGGUAUAUACGCGUGUGCAUUGUUUUUCGUCUGUCAUUUUAGUUUGCGAGUGAAAAGUGUUUGCAUUGUCGACUUUACAGUUGAGGUAGAUCAUUAUUUCAAAGGAAAAUCAAUAGUUUUCGCUAUUUUCCUACGCGCAUGACACCCAUAACCUCAUUUUGCAAAUUUUCGCAAUUUGUGCAGUGUGCCAUGGUAAUUUUCAUUGGUGCGGGAGCAAACAGUUGACUGUGGUAGACAAUGCUUUUGACAGUUGUAUAAACAAUUUGUUUUGUGUGUGUUGUAAUAGUUUUAAGUGUUUUUGUUUGAAUAAUAUUCAAAAUGAAGUUGAUGCCAGUUAAUUAUCUUGGUUUUACUGCCAUGGAUAAGAGGUUUUCCAGCCCUAUGUUGCCCUGGAUUGUGUCUGAGAUAAGAAAAAGGGAUUACUGUGAAAAGUUGAGUCUAGGCAUUGAGGAUGGAAUUUUGCAGGCUUAUAAUCAAGACUUCGAACUCCAAUUUUCGCACAAAAUUUCCCAACUUUCCCGAUUUUCCCAGGCUGAUAUGGACGCCUGUACCUUUCUGUACCUGCUCAAAGAAGACAGGGAAAAUCUUUAUUACUGCUACUUGUACCAAGCCAAGAAACCUUUAGAUGUGACAGAUUUGUAUAAACAAAUGAAGGAUCAAAAUCACACCGCGCCUUCUAGAUCACUAAGCAGUGCUGCCAACUUGACUUCCCUAUGUGUUGACAUAUCACCUAGUUCUAGUAACUUCUUUGAAGUUUUGUACAUCGGUAAAAUAAAAGUGUGGCAGAAAAAAGUGCCGGAUACUUUUAUAGACGAUGCCCUGGAAAAAUUUAAAGUCCAUGAGAUGGAAAAAACGCAAAACAAACUGAGACAUAUAGAAAAAAUAAAAAAUGAGAACGGACACAGACGAGCAUCAACGGAUUCCACAACCAGUGAAAACAGUUCAAUGGAGGGCGUGAGUUUGUGUCCCCAAAGGAUAACUCCCCCCGUGUUGAGGGCAAAAUCAAUGGACCAAAUAAAAGUAUCGGAAAAUAAUUCGAACAUAACCGAAACAAUAGAAGAACAACAAGGCGAAACAAUUGAAGAGCCCGGCGACAAAAUGUACGUGAAAGAACUAAAAACGCCAGAAUUCGAGGACCAUAACAGAACGAUGGUCUUACAAGUGGACAGGACCGACUUAAGGCUCAUAAGCCCCGAUAGAAAAGUAAUUUUGUUGCACAAACAACACAGAGAUGUCGCUACGUGCGCGCAGGGUCAGUUACAAUCAGAACACUUUGGGUUCAUUUGCCGUGAAGGAACAGCAACACAAACUUUCACGGGGUAUAUUUUUAAAUGCGAAUCUCAAUCCAUAGCUAAUGAUGCCGUUCAAGCCAUCACCCAGGCCUUUUUGAACGCUGAAACUAAACCACGUCUAAAUCUGACGUCAUGCGAUCAUUGUCCAAUGGUGUGGUUUCAUAAACUAUGCACUGAAAUCGAACAUUUGUCUGAUAGAAAAACGCAAGCUGCAAUUUUCAGGAGAUUAGAACAAUUAGAUGAGGAGGAACAAACCACAAUUCUGACGAAAUUCAGAGGAGCCGAAACUGAUUCUCUAAGGGAGCAAAAUGAGUUUUUGAUGAUGCUACUUAGAGCUCAUUGUGAGAGCAAACAAGGAAGGCAUAUACACGAUACCAUGGAAAAUAGAUCCGAAUUUUUGAACCAAUAUUUGGGAGGCUCAACAAUUUUCACAAAGGCCAAAAGAUCUUUAACAAACUCCUUUGAAAUGUUGAAAAGAAAGGCCUCAAAAGACGAUUUCGGACCAGCCUUGAAAGAACUUAAUUUGACCAUCAACAAAAACUUCAAUAAGGAAACAUCGCCCAUGGAUACAUCCGACAGAGAUUCAGAAGGAAUGAGGUCUAGAUCCUCAACAAUAGGUUCUGAAAGUGACCUCAACAGUCCCCAUUUAAACGUAAACAAAGACAACCAAAAGGGUUCAAUAUCCCCGGAUAGAAAUGCUUCUGCGCAAGACAAACAGUUGAAAAGUCCCAUGAUGGAUAUAUUCUUUAAAGUCGGAAACACUCCGAAAUCUCCGAAUUCCGAAGAUGGAACCCCGAAUAAACACGACGCAGGUUCGUGGAGACAGGCAAUUUUCAAAAGAGUCGUAACCCCAAACAAAAAAGAGUUGGCCGAAGAACCGCGUAAAAAAAGAACUGCUGAGGAGUUAAGACACCUAUGGAAACAAUCUAUAAAACAAGUGAUUCUACUAGGAAGGAUGGAAAAAGAAAAUGCCAGAUUAAGAGCCCAACAGGAAGAAUCUGCGGUAAAAAGAAUAAAACUUGAGUACGAUGAGUUGAAGCCCAAUCAAAGAGAGGUUAUGGAAGUGUGGGACAUGAUGACCAAUAAGGAGUCGAGGAUAAAAUGCGACAGUCAGAUGUUACUGCAGGCCAUAAGACAAGGAGUUCCAAGAGGUAAAAGAGGGGAAGUUUGGCAGUUUUUGGCUGAACAAAAGUGCGCUAAAAUGCCGCCAAUAGAUCUAACAAAAUAUCCCAACUAUAAUGUUUCAUAUGAAACACUUUUGAAGCAACUUACCUCCCAUCAACAUGCCAUUUUAAUCGAUCUAGGACGCACUUUUCCUAACCAUUCUUACUACAGUAGCCCAUUGGGACCAGGGCAGUUGGCCCUAUUCAACCUACUCAAGGCAUAUUCACUUCUAGACCCAGAAGUAGGGUAUUGUCAGGGGUUAAGUUUCGUGGCCGGAGUCCUUUUACUCCAUAUGGAAGAGUCGCAAGCGUUCUUCCUUUUGAGACACUUGAUGUUUAGAAGGGGUCUUCGUAAGCAAUAUCUGCCGGAUAUGAUACAACUGCAGAUCAAAUUGUAUCAACUUUCGAGAUUGCUGCACGACAUUUUGCCCGAUUUGUACAGCCAUUUCGAUUUUUACGAUGUGGCGCCCACGCUGUAUGCCGCUCCAUGGUUGCUGACCGUUUUCGCUUCACAGUUUCCACUCGGUUUUGUCACCAGAGUUUUUGAUCUAUUGUUCCUCGAAAACCCCGACGUAAUCUUCAGGGUAGCGCUGGCCCUUCUAACCUACCACAAGCAAAAGCUGCUCCAGUGCGACAGCUUCGAGGGCAUCAUGAACUACCUCAAAACGCAGCUGCCGCUGAUAGACAAACCGACCCUCGACAAAACGAUGAAGCAGGUCUACACGACCGACAUAAGAAAGCAACUGGAAGAGUACAAGGUGGAGUACCAAGUCUUGCAGGAGGAGAGGUGCUCCGUGCAGCCGCAUGUUGAAGCGUUGCACAAGCUGGAGGGGCAGAACAGAAUUCUGAGGGAUCAGAACAAAGUUUUGCUGAGCAAACUAGAGAUGGCGUUGGGUAACGUACAGAGGUUGGAGAAGCAGCGGGUCAUACAGCAGAGCGCUAUCAACAGGUUGGAGAUGCAGAAUAGGGGUUUGGACGUCACUAUAGCGACUCUGGGGAAUUUUAUUAACGGGUUGGUGGAGGAUAGGGUGUACGUGGAUAUACCAAGCGAUGUGAGGCGGAUUUUAACGCAGAUUUCGUUCAGCGAGCGCAGGAAGGCCGAGAAAACCAACAACAACCUGCUAAAAAUGUUCCAAGGAGACAAACAGAUGGUGAAAUCGCUAUCGGCGGGAAAAAUCACCCUCCCGAACAUUCCGGGGGAAGCCAUGACGAGGUCCAACAGCCUCACCAACAAAGGCGUACCCAUACCGGAAGACGACCUCGCCAAACAGACGAAAACGUCGCCGAAAGUGUCGCAAUUUUUUUCCGACUCGCACAACAGCAUCCUGCAGCAGAAACUGCACGUCAAGAGCGGCUCGAAAAUCGACAUCACCGUUGAGGAUUUCGAGAAGGAGAACAACAAGAAGAAUUUACCGCUUAAAAACGAGAGCGUGGACUCGGGGAUCGGCACGCCUGUGAGCCCGCGGUCCGGGGAUUCCCACCCGCUGAUAAACAGCGACGUCAGUUUUACCUACGGCGGAACCAGGGAGUUAAAAAACAUAAAAACUCUGAGGAACGUGGCCAGGAGUACAAGUCACGAUUUGCUAGGGAAAUAGUUUUUUUUUUGGUGAUUUUUUGUAUUCAAAAUGUCGCUUCAUAGUGUGAUAUUAUUUUUAGUUCAAUAAACGUCAUAUUUUAUUUUAUCGGUUUUCUAGGCGUCGUUUUACUUUUUAACCAAUCACAUGACUGUUUUUAUGGUUUUUUGUUUGUCUACGUAAUUAUUGUAAAAAGUAUUGAAUAUGUAGUAUUUUACUUCCAUUGUGAGUAUAGCUUAAAUUUUAUAUAAUUUUUGCGAUUUUGCGAAAUUAAUAAAAGUAUAUUCAUUUUUAUAAAA
This is a messenger RNA of Brassicogethes aeneus, 4479 nucleotides long. Lineage: Eukaryota; Metazoa; Arthropoda; Insecta; Coleoptera; Nitidulidae. The record is from the annotation of a GenBank genome assembly.